Anopheles funestus (African malaria mosquito) is the source of this 5940-nucleotide messenger RNA. It is a transcript of the gene singed, whose product is annotated as protein singed. The transcript has 6 exons. Gene Ontology annotation, cellular component: actin cytoskeleton; cytoplasm. Bases 2693 to 4228 code for a protein of 511 amino acids. Gene Ontology annotation, molecular function: actin filament binding; protein-macromolecule adaptor activity. NCBI's taxonomy places the organism in Eukaryota, Metazoa, Arthropoda, Insecta, Diptera, Culicidae. The record is from RefSeq and is a predicted model, not a curated record. Gene Ontology annotation, biological process: establishment or maintenance of cell polarity; cell migration; actin filament bundle assembly.
UUCUGUAUAGCUUUAAUAGCGUUUGAUGGGUUUUUGCUGCUUUGCUUCCCGAUCGACCGGAUGUGUUGGUCUGGCCCGUUGCUACCGUCGCGCACAGAUCCCGCAACCGGUUGCAGUGGCGGGAUGAUUUAUCAAGGCGCUUCGUUGCGCUCCGGAAAACAAUGCCCCCGGAAUGUGUGGCCACGGGACCGACACAAAAGCCAAUCUUGCCGCCGAGCGGACGCUAAAAAGGGGGGAGUAGGUUUUAUCACCCCCACGAGCACCACAGGUUGGCGUGCCCGGCACUGUGCGAUCGCGAUUUUAACGCGCCUCGCUUCCCACCUUACCCCAGGCCCCGUUUCGCUCUUUACUCAAUCGGCGUGAAAGCGAGUUUUCUUCCUCCAUAAACAAGGGCCCGAUGGUCUUGCGACGGGCUCAUCGUCGUUUCGUUGAUCGAUACCUGAACACUGGGCAGAAAACCGCAACCCAAACUCGUGCCAAACGAAGCUAAACUUGCGUUUUCCCCCUCUUUUUGAAAAAAAACGGCCUAAUGAUUUAUCACCUGCCGAAGGUGUCCAGUAGCACUAGUACGGUGAGGCUUUCCACAGUUUUCCACGUGCGGUAAACUGUUUUCGUUUUGCUCCGAUACAUUGAAGACUGUGAAGGAGGGUGGAAAAGGGGAGAAAAAUAAAACGAAGGUGCCAUAAAAUUUCAUGAGCUUUCCACAACCUUCGAAACGUUAUAACCCUUUCCGUGCCUCUUCUCCCCUCAUCACUUUCCAUCAACGAGGGAGAAAAGUAUGAUGCAUUUUAAGGCGAAUCGUUCCAACCGAUCCAACGGAUGAGAGAAGACGAAAAGUUUUUCCACGAAUUUCCACCAUGGAAAACAAAUGCUCUAGUCGCGAUGUUCCGCGAUGUUUUUUUUUUGUUUCCUUCAUGCCCCCAAGGGGAUGCGGGAAAUCCUGUAUCGAAUCGAUCGAUCUUGCCCGGCAACAUCCGGCUACCGUUCUAUGGUUGAAUGAGCGGUAGGUGAUUGUAAGUUUUAUCACACCUUACGGGCUGAAGCUUCAUCGUACCUUUCGCUCCGGAAGCUCAUCGACCUCACCCGAAACGAUGAGCUCUAUUUUCACGGUGGGCUGAAGCCGAGCUUCAAACCGGGGAAAAUGCGCAAGAGCAGAUGAUCUGUGUAUGAUUUUUUGGUUCGUAUAACAGGGGUUUUGAACUAUUAAUGAAUAAGCUGGAGCGUUCCAAGUGUUUGUUUAAUAGAAAUAUGGAAUUGUGCUCAAGAGUAUCAGAAAGCAUUUUAUUUUACUGUGAUAUUUUGUAUUUGAUUUUUAAGCUGAUUGGUGGAAUGAUGUUUUUUGCAAUGAAAUAUUUUUUUAAAAAAGAAAUUUAAUCAUGCUGCAGAUUGCUAUAACCCUGCACUCAGCUUCAAAGGGGUGAGAAAACGUACACAUUUAUGCUCUUCGAUUUGGCUGGAGCUUUUGCAGAAAAGCGAACCCCAUCUUUUUCCCACCCCCCCGUGAAACGCCGCGUAUCGCACUCUUUCACUCUCACGGCGCACGCUCUUUCUCUCUGGGAUUUGUGCCGAAUAAUAAGAAAAAUUUAGCUCGAACGCAUCCCAAUUCGAGCGAUCGUUGCUUGGGUCAUAUCUCUUUACGUUUCCAGGCUUCUUCCUUGCAGCAUCACGCACCCAUGAGUGCUGGGAGAGCGUCGCGUUCUCUCUCUCUUUCGCUGUCGCUCUCUUUUUUUUCUGUGUGUGUUGAGGGUGGUUGUGUCGGUGCGUGCGCGGCGGUAUAUGCGUGGUGGUGGUGUGGUGCGUGUCGGCCGAUGCGCUCCGUUACUAAUAACUGUGUAAGCGGUACGCCGACCAACUUCAUUUGUGCUCCGUCAGCCAAGUCGAACGCUUCGGUCUCAGCUCUACCCUUUGCGAGUAGUCGAACCAAACACCCGUGCGAAAGGUACCAUCCUUCCUAUCUGCAUAGUCUGUUGUUGAGCCAGCGCAGCGUCGAACAGGUCCUGCGUUACAGGACGGUAUCAAUCAAACCAAGAUCAAACCACAAUAAGCGUUUAUAACCCAAACCCCCCCUUGAGGAGCGUCAUCUAGCGAACCCCGGCGUUACAAGCUAAAAAGGUGAAGAAACUCUCGAGUCUCGAGUACACAGUGUUUAUUGUAGAGCAUCCGUUACCCGUAACGCGUACGCGCUUUCGUAGUGGUGUGUCCCGUGUGUCCUAAAUUCAAUCAAAUCCGUUCUAAUCUGUGCAUCGAUACACCGUUGUGUCCUGAGAGCCAAAGAUCGUGUUCUGUUCCGCGGUAAACACAUAGCGCUAGCAGAAGAAAAGAAAGAAAACAAGCUAACAGUGUGCAAUACGUUUAGAGUUUUGUGAGAAAAGCGUUGUAAUCAAACCCAACCGGCCAAAAGGAUCCGUCACUGCCACAGCCAGACUACUAGCAACUAUCUGUACUACCUCUACCUACUGGUUAUACUACUGCUACUACGCUCACAAACAACUACCGUAUCCAGCCCAACAACAACAUACGCAUCCUCUAGCGGCGUCCUUUGCGAACUCAACGCUAGAUACCGUCCCGGACACCCCAGUUGACGGUUGUCCGCCCUUCCCUGUCCUUCAAUCUACCGAUUUCUUUGCGUGUGACGCGGCUCUGUUGAGCAUCGAAGGCAGCCACCCUGUAUCUCCAACCGACCGUCGCCACCAUGAAUGGUUCCGGGUACGAGAUAAAUACAAACGGUGACAUCCUGCUACAGAACCAGCAGAAGGGUUGGUGGACGAUCGGGCUGAUCAAUGGCCAGUACAAAUACAUGACGGCCGAAACGUUCGGCUACAAGCUGAACGCGAACGGCGCAAGCCUCAAGAAGAAGCAGCUCUGGACGCUCGAACCGUCCACCACUGGCGAUAGUAUCAUCUACUUGAAGUCGCACCUGGGCCGUUACCUGUCGGUGGAUACGUUCGGCAAUGUGCUGUGCGAGUCGGAGGAGCGCGAUGCGGGCAGCCGCUUCCAGAUCAGCAUCACCGACGACAACUCCGGCCGUUGGGCGCUGAAGAACGAGCAGCGUGGCUACUUCCUCGGUGGCACACCGGAAAAGCUAACCUGCACGGCGAAGGCACCGGGCAAGAGUGAACUGUGGAGUGUCCAUCUGGCUGCUAGGCCGCAGGUUAACUUGCGCUCCGUUGGUCGCAAACGGUUCGCCCAUCUGUCCGACACGCAGGAUGAAAUCCAUGUCGAUGCGAACAUUCCGUGGGGUGAGGAUACGCUGUUCACGCUGGAGUUCCGUGCCGACGAGGAUGGCCGUUAUGCGCUGCAUACGUGCAACAAUAAAUAUCUGAACUCCAACGGUAAACUGGAGAACAAGUGCACCGACGACUGUCUAUUCUCGGCGGAGUACCACAGCGGACAUCUGGCAUUGCGUGACCGGCACGGUCUCUAUCUAUCGCCGAUCGGCUCGAAGGCCGUCCUGAAGUCACGCUCGCAGACGGUGACGCGCGAUGAGCUGUUCUCGCUAGAGGACUCACUGCCACAGGCAUCGUUCAUUGCCGCGCUCAACAGCAAGUACGUGUCGGUAAAGCAGGGCGUGGACGUGACGGCUAACCAGGACGAGAUCGGUGAGAACGAAACGUUCCAGCUCGAGUUCGAUUGGUCCGCUCACCGUUGGGCACUGCGCACCACACAGGAUCGCUACUGGUGUCUGUCGACUGGCGGUGGCAUCCAGGCGACCGGUAACCGACGCUCGGCCGACGCACUGUUCGAGCUCGAAUGGCACGGCGACGGUUCGGUAUCGUUCCGUGCGAACAACGGCAAGCUGCUAGCGACCAAACGCUCCGGCCAUCUGUUUGCGACCGCAGAAGCAAUCGAAGAGACGACCAAGUUCUACUUCUACUUGAUCAACCGGCCUAUUCUGGUGCUGAAGUGCGAGCAGGGAUUCGUUGGUUAUCGUGCACCGGGCAGCAACAAGCUCGAAUGCAACAAAGCCAUCUACGAAACGAUCCUGGUCGAGCGUGCCCAGAAGGGUAUCGUCCACUUCAAGGGUCAGAAUGGAAAGUACUGGCGUGUGGAUGGUGAAGGCAUCGCAGCCGAUUCGGAUGUACCGUGUGACGGAUUUUUCAUCGAGCUGCGCGAACCAACGCGCAUCUGUCUGCGUUCGAGCGAUGGUCGCUACCUGGGCGCUACCAAGAAUGGUACGUUCAAGCUCGUCGACACCGGUUACGACACUGCCACCCAGUGGGAAUACUAAGCUCGAACCGCUCCUAAUAGUUUAUAGUAGCAUCAGCAGCAGACACAUGUAGGUGACCACUCAAUUCUGGUGCGCGCGGGUAGGGAAGAAACGGUUUCGGGUUUUCUUCGCCUAACCGCCGGUGCUGAAUAGGGGAAAACUGGUCAGCUUGUCAGUGCGUUUUGCACGUACUGCGCAGGCUGUCUCAUUUUCUUUCCGCGUUAUAUUUUUUCCUUCUUCUCUCUUCUCUUAACCGACGAAGGAAAGUGUGUGUGUGUGUGCGGCUUGAUGGAAUGCAGGAUCCGUUUUAGGACAAGCUCGGUCAUCAGUCGGUCUUUAUUUUUGACAGAAACAACACAUAUUUACGCUAUUUAUUCAGGCAUGUGUGUGUGUGUGUAUGUGUGUAUGUGUGCGUGUGUAUCACGUAACAUGCAAUUCAAUCUUACCUUAUCGAUUCACACAUACAGCAUGCACGGACAUACCCACAUAUAUACAUACGCUGUAGUUGAAGGAGUUAUACACUGGCAUGCGGGCAGCAUACAUCUGAAAUGCAUGGAGAAAAAAAACUAGUGCAUCAAGCGAAUAAUACACACUUACACUCAUUUAGCCUAGUAGUAUAUUAUACGUGUAUGAUUUAUGAACUGCAACAGUCAGGGAAAUCGAAUGGCACACGCAUAUGCGCAUAUACAGCAAAAAAAGGAAAGAGAAUCUUAUUUCAAUCCAAAAAGUACGGUUAGGUAAACCGUUCGAAAUAGUAUUUCAUACACCAGGACGCCUUUGCGCCCUAGUUUUGUGGAGUGUAUUUUUUUUUUUUGGAAACGGUUGCAAACGUGCAAGAAAGAAUGCAAACAUUUGUAUUUAUUUGAGAAGCAAAAAAAAAGAAACAAAAACCCAUUAGAGGACAAAAUUAUCCUCUGAUGGUAAGGUACGACCAUUUAGUUUUUUUAUACCCCCCCUAUUGCUAUAUAUAUAUUAUAUACUUACACACACACUCUCUCGAAUAUAUAUAUAUAUAUUUAAUAAUUACCCAAACUGCAGCGAAUGUCGUCGAAGAGGAAAUUUUGAAAGUGAGCGAUAAGUAAUAAAAUGAAGAGAAAAGAAACGUAAAACUAAAACUGCAAAUGGCAAACGAACCCAAAUGCUUCAAUCAGGUGAACAUGUGAAAAGUUAGUAAGAGAACAGAUAAGGGUGCAGAAAGAGAGAGAGAUAGAAAGUGCGAAAGAAACAGCAAUACAGUGAGAAGAGAAAAAAGGGCAGUGGCGCAGGUUGAAAGGGUGUGAUGUGCGAGAGGUGUGAGAAGUGAUAAACUUUUUUUUGCUAAAAGUGUUUCUAUGUACCAACCGCGAUACCGACCGUCAACUUUAUCAUCUCACACAGAUUUAAACGUACACAGACACGCACAUGCAUACAUACCACGUGGGCGUACACGUUUGUUUUUGGACGACGAAGAAUUGGCAAAGAGACACCAUAACUGGGAAAGGGACCCUUUCCAACGCAAUAGAACUAUUCGAAAGAAAUUAUCUUCACUACAAGAGUCACAGUCAGUGACAGUACACAACCUUGACAGUGCGUGCGCCUGCGUGUGAUGUGUGCGUGUAAAACGGUACACUUUGGUGUGCGUGAGUGUAUUUAUCGAAAAGGAUUAACUAAAGUACGGUGGGCGAGCAGUAACACAGAAUAAUUAAGACAUCAUCAUUAAUCAAUAAACAAAAAAAAACUCAAGUCAAAACCAA